CUGCUAUGUGCCUGAUCAAAACAUCGUGGCGCUUCAGUUGGAAUCUGUCAGUCAUCACAUCAUUGUUCAGCCUGGAUAACUAAAGACCCCGCAGUCCACUAUGGCGGCGCCCGGUGGAACUUUAGACUGUGAGGACUUUUCAAUGUUUCAGGAGGUACUGAAGGUGAUGAGGACCAUAGACGACCGUAUAGUCCAUGCCCUGAACACCACCGUGCCCACAGUGUCCUUCUCAGGCAAAGUGGAUGCUACACAAACAUGCAAACAACUCUAUGAAUCUAUGAUGGAGGCCCAUCUGAGCCGAGACAAAGCUAUUAAGUCCUGUAUAGCGCAAACAUCUGAGGUGGUGGGGCGACUGCGUGAAGAGAGAGCGAAAGACAGUGAGAAUCUGGUGCUCAUCAAACAGCUCAGGAAGGAGCAGACCAAAUUAAAGUUGAUGCAGUCAGAGCUAAAUGUUGAAGAAGUUGUCAAUGAUAGAAGUCUGAAGGUAUUCAAGGAAAGGUGCAGAAUCCACUACACACCGCCAAGGGUGAAGUGAAGCUCCAUCUGCUGAGGGGAACUGCUUCACCCCCUGAGGUUCAAACCCAGACUGGAUCUGAAACUGUGAACUGCUACAGCUGAGUCCCAACUGCCGGCCGUUCACCGUCCAGACACCUCCGACCUCUGCUCCUUCACACCUGUAUUCCAUUGUGAUUAUGUGUUGCAUUGUCACCGCUGAAAACAGUCACUCAUGUGCUUCUUUGAUGAGAAACAUUGUACAAAAGAGUUUUUUUAAAAAGACAAUGAAAAUUUUUCAAAUUAAAA
This is a messenger RNA of Cheilinus undulatus (humphead wrasse), 801 nucleotides long. RefSeq names its product mitochondrial matrix import factor 23 (gene mix23). NCBI's taxonomy places the organism in Eukaryota, Metazoa, Chordata, Actinopteri, Labriformes, Labridae. Gene Ontology annotation, cellular component: mitochondrion; mitochondrial intermembrane space. The transcript is spliced from 6 exons. The coding region runs from base 101 to 535 and encodes 144 amino acids. The record is from RefSeq and is a predicted model, not a curated record.